Molecule: messenger RNA, 1649 nt
Organism: Manacus vitellinus (golden-collared manakin)
Lineage: Eukaryota; Metazoa; Chordata; Aves; Passeriformes; Pipridae
Gene: LMX1B
Product: LIM homeobox transcription factor 1 beta
Exons: 6
Coding region: 27-875 (282 amino acids)
Biological process (GO): regulation of transcription by RNA polymerase II; neuron differentiation
Cellular component (GO): nucleus
Molecular function (GO): RNA polymerase II transcription regulatory region sequence-specific DNA binding; DNA-binding transcription factor activity, RNA polymerase II-specific
Source: RefSeq, a predicted model, not a curated record
UCUUUGCCGCCAAGUGCAGCGGCUGCAUGGAGAAGAUCGCCCCGACAGAGUUUGUGAUGCGAGCCCUGGAGUGUGUGUAUCACCUGAGCUGCUUCUGCUGCUGUGUGUGCGAGCGCCAGCUGAGGAAAGGGGAUGAGUUUGUCCUCAAGGAAGGGCAGCUGCUCUGCAAAAGUGACUAUGAGAAAGAGAAGGACUUGUUGAGCUCGGUCAGCCCAGACGACUCAGACUCAGUUAAAAGUGAUGAUGAAGAUGGAGAUGUUAAGCCCACCAAAGGCCAAGUAACCCAAGGAAAAGGAAGUGAUGAUGGGAAGGACCCAAGAAGACCUAAACGACCAAGGACAAUACUUACUACACAGCAGAGAAGAGCAUUCAAAGCAUCCUUUGAAGUGUCUUCCAAGCCCUGUAGAAAGGUCAGAGAAACACUAGCAGCUGAAACAGGGCUCAGCGUGCGAGUCGUCCAGGUCUGGUUUCAAAACCAAAGAGCAAAGAUGAAAAAGCUGGCGCGAAGGCAUCAGCAGCAGCAGGAGCAACAGAACUCGCAGCGACUAGGACAAGAAGUAAUGUCCAACCGAAUGGAAGGGAUGAUGACAUCUUACACACCACUUGCACCACCACAGCAGCAGAUUGUAGCAAUGGAGCAAAGCAGUUAUGGCACAGACCCGUUUCAGCAGGGUCUUACCCCUCCACAAAUGCCAGGCGACCACAUGAACCCCUAUGGAAAUGACUCCAUUUUUCAUGAUAUCGACAGUGAUACCUCUUUAACUAGCUUGAGCGACUGUUUUCUUGCCUCUUCUGAAGUUAACUCCAUGCAGGCUAGAGUAGGAAACCCCAUUGACAGGCUGUACUCUAUGCAGAGCUCCUAUUUCGCCUCAUGAAAAUAAGAAAACAAACAGCCGGCGUGUGUUUAGCCAGUGACUUUUCCAGUGCAGACUCUACAGCCAUAUGUUGCCCAGCUCUUCCUUCACAGUGACUCUGCUGCCUCUGGACUGCAAAGAGCAUUUUUUUAGGAAGACUGUCUCUGUUUGCAUAUAUGUGUAUGUAUGUAUAUAUACUUUAAUACCUACCUACCUACAUACAUAUAUAGAGAAACAAAACACAUCCACCCGUCCCAUACCCUUGAUUCCCAGCCUGCACCAGACCACGAGACAAGCACGGAAGGAACAGAAGAACCUGCUCGUCCUCAGCCUUUGAUUUGGUUUGGUUUGAGCUCGUCAUCUUAAAGGAAAUGGAUUUUGUGGAAAGCUAGACCUUUUCCUCCUUUCUCUCUUCCUUUCUUUUGGAUGUUUAAACUUUUUUUUUUUUUUUAAAGCCGCUGAUACUGACAUCAGUUGACCAUAUGACAAAUAAAUCAAAGAAACUGGAGAUUCCUCCCUUUUCUUACUGCAUGAUUCAUACUAUGUUGUGGAUAAAUUGCCAUUUGAACUGUGAGAAGUUAAUGUAAAUGUGAUGUUCAACAUUUGUUUCCUUUCUACACUUUUUCUACAUAACCUAGAUCUGCUCAUUAGUUUAUAGCCCUUAUGCAUAUGAUACUGAGGAAACUGGUUAACAGUAUUUGUGGAGAAAGCCAGUGAUUUCAGAAUAAGAAAGGUCUAUGACUCUGGAAAGGACAUGCAUGUUAGGGACAGAGACAUUUAGGUUAGCAUUGAUCU